Arabis nemorensis is the source of this 1059-nucleotide messenger RNA. Lineage: Eukaryota; Viridiplantae; Streptophyta; Magnoliopsida; Brassicales; Brassicaceae. The record is from the annotation of a GenBank genome assembly.
AUGUCUUCACCUCAAUCUCCCUCUGGUUCCCCAACCAUGUCUGAUUCCACCACACCGCUUCUCCGCUCUCGACAAUCUUCUCCUCGCCGUCCUCCUGUAAUCGCUGUCCUGUUAGGUCGAGCUACUGGUCAACGAGGAGCUUCGAUGUUGGUUAGAGAGACUGCUGCUCAGGAGCUUGAAGAGAGAAGAGCCGAUUGGGGUUAUUCGAAACCUGUCGUUGCUUUGGAUAUGCUUUGGAACACAGCUUUUGUGGUUGCUGCUAUUGUGAUGCUUUUACUUUCUAAAGAUGAGAACCCAAAUGUUCCGAUUAGGAUUUGGAUCUGUGGUUAUGCGCUUCAGUGUCUGGUUCAUGUGGUUCUUGUGUGGGUUGAGUUUAGGAAGAGGAACCGGCGAGGUGUGGAUUUGGAAGCUGCUCAAGGCUCUGGCUCUGGAAAUGGACGUAGUCAUGAUAGUGAGGAUGAGGAUGGUGAUGAUAGAUAUCUCAGCACUAAGACUUGCGAAUCAAUGAACACCAUAAUAUCCUUUAUCUGGUGGAUCGCUGGCUUCUACUGGCUUGUAUCUGGUGGUGAGAUCCUUCUGCAAAAUGCUUCACAUUUGUACUGGUUGACCUUUGUUUUCUUGGCAUUUGAUGUGUUCUUUGCCAUCUUUUGCGUUGUGCUGGCAUGUCUUAUCGGAAUCGCCCUCUGUUGCUGCCUCCCUUGUAUUAUUGCUCUUCUUUACGCUGUUGCUGGGCAGGAGGGUGCAUCAGAAGCAGAUCUCAGCAUCCUUCCGAAGUACAAGUUUCAGAUGAUGAACAAUGGUGAAAAGCAAGGCGACAACGCUGGCGGGAAAAUGAUACCCGUCGAGGCAGGCACUGACUCUUUGGGAAAUGAACAUGUGCUUCUUCCCGAAGAUGCUGACUGUUGUGUAUGUCUCUGUUCAUAUGAAGAUGGAGCAGAACUGGUCGCACUUCCUUGCAACCACCACUUUCAUUCAACUUGCAUAGUUAAGUGGCUGAAAAUAAACGCGACAUGUCCACUGUGCAAGUUCAAUAUUGUCAAAGGUAACGAACAGGAAUGA